ACUUUAUUUUUUUAAUUUGAUAAUAUUGUUAGACCGAAUCACCUUCAUUGACUUUUAGCCCAUUUUUCUCCUUUGAUCUCUGCAAUUACCUAAAGCUUGAUGUCAACCUGAUGAAGAUAUGUCUCUGUGCAGACGAUUUUUCCCAUGUCACAUAAAACUGCCCUAUUCUUCACAUUCAUUUUCAGCUGGAAACAACUACUAUCUUCGUAAAAGAAGAAAAUGGCCACUUUCACCUUACAAAGCCAAAUGGCAACAAACCUUUACUCAUCAAUUAGCAAUGCAAAAAUUGAUAGAAUCAGUUAAUAAAUACCCUAAAACCCAUCUUCUAUCAAUUCUUAUUGACUCCUUUUCUGCCUACCAAUCUAACCCCACUCCAAAUGCAUACUAUUUUAUCCUCAAAAUACUUACCCAGAACCCCUCCACAUGGGAUCAAAUCCCUCAAGUUCUUGAUCACAUUCGCAAAGUUGAAAACUUUGAGACACCUGAAUACAUAUUCACUUAUUUGAUUAAGUUUUAUGGGGUUUCUAAAAUGAACUAUUUGGCAGUUGAGAUGUUUUUCACUAUGCCAGCUUUUAGAUGUAACCCAAGUGUGAAAUCUUUGAAUGCUUUGAUUUGGGUUCUCUGUAACAACAAUUGUGAUCUCAGGAUUGUGCUCCAGGUUUUGGUUAAGAGUCAGUUUAUGAACAUUUGGGUUGAAGAAUCAACGCUUAUGAUUUUGAUUAGAGCUCUUUGUACCCUUGGAAAGGCAAAUAAUGCUGUUGAUUUGUUGCAUUUAAUGGUGGAUAGUGGGUUUAAUCUUGAUGGAAAUAUUUGUUCUUUGAUUUUGUCUACAAUGGCUGAAGUAAAGGAGUGUCAAGGGGUUGAUAUUUGGGGUGUUUUGGAAGAAAUGAGGAAGUUAGGAUACAGUCCAAAAAGGGUGGAUUUGUGCAAUGUGAUGAGGUUUUGUGUGAUAAAUGGAAAAGGGAUGGAUGCUUUGGAGGUAUUGAACAAGAUGAAAAUGAGUAGAAUGGUGCCUGAUAUUGUAUGUUAUAAUUUGGCUUUGAAUGGAUUGAUUUUGGAAGGGGAGUAUUCAAAGGCAGAUGAACUGUUUGAUGAAUUGCUUGUACUGGGUUUGGUUCCUGUUGUUGUUACUUAUAAUGUGUAUAUUAGUGGCUUGUGUAAGCAGGAUAAAGUGCAUGAGGCAUUAAGAAUGCUUCGUUGUAUGGAGGACUUAGGGUGUAAACCUGAAAUGAACACUUACAACACAAUAUUAGAGGCUUUGUGUAGGAGUAGGACGAUGUUAUCUACUGCGAAAGAAGUUUUUGGGCAAAUGAAAUUAAAGGGUUUGCAACUCAGUUCACAUACGUAUGAGCUUGUAGUUAACUGCAUGAUUAGAAAUGGUGAAGUUGGCGAAGCGUAUAAUCUACUACAUGAGAUGGUUGGCAUGGGCUUCGUUCCUCGCUCGAUUACAUUUGAUGGAUUAAUUCAUCUUUUGUGCCAGAGGGGUUGGUGCUCCGAGGCGAUGGAAUUGCUAAGCGUAAUGGUCACCAUGAACGUUGUCCCUGGAGUUAGAUCACGGGAAGCGUUAGUCGAAGCAUUAUCGGAUUCCUCAAAAAUGAGGAACAAAGAAAUGCACAAGUAAAAGUUGCUUCCUGAAUGAAGGUUACUAAAUAGAAACAAGAGAGAUCCAUUGAACAAUGAUUUUUUCGUGUUGUCUGAAUUAAGAAAAUAGAUUGCCUAAUUGAGUUGAUUAGAUCAAUUACUUGGAAAAUGAAUUUCUGGGCAUUGCUGCAUCCAACCAUGAGGUGAUAUAAGGCCAUGCUGAGACUGAAAUUGCAUACAAAAGAUAUACUUUGUACUAAAAGAUUUAGUUGAUCAUGGUCUAGCAACCUCAUCCUACAUCAAUCCCCAGAAAUGUUCAGAAUUACUAUGUAUAUAUUUUUUCAAAAAAUCCCACAUGCUACUUUUCUGGUUUU
Messenger RNA from Capsicum annuum, 1955 nucleotides. Its product is annotated as pentatricopeptide repeat-containing protein At2g38420, mitochondrial. NCBI's taxonomy places the organism in Eukaryota, Viridiplantae, Streptophyta, Magnoliopsida, Solanales, Solanaceae. Bases 119 to 1621 code for a protein of 500 amino acids. Gene Ontology annotation, molecular function: protein binding. The record is from RefSeq and is a predicted model, not a curated record. The transcript has a single exon.